AUGGCCCGCAAGCGAAAGAAGUCAAACCCAGAUGCUGCAGACACAUCGGACGGCCGCGAUGGCCUUCCACUGGCAGGGCCCUCGCCUCCUGAGCCUAUUCAUGCUUCCGGCUCGAGCAGAACUCUCCGUCCUCGGAAGCCCUCCCGGCCAAGCCCUCAUAUACCGGUGUCUCUCCCUCGACAGCGUGUGCCUGUAGAAGAUCGUCUCCCUGAGCCCCACGUAAAGCGCGCUCGUCUCGGUGCUCACGACAAAAGUCAGCGCACCGCUGUGGACGCUGAUGUUUCCGAAGUUGAACCCAAGGCAAAGCGGCAUCACCAACGGCAUCUGACCUCUCGACCGACGAAGCGCAUAGCCCGUAACUCGACAAAGCCAGCUGUUCCCAUCCAGACCCGUUACUCGCUCAGGAUGACCCCAGAUCGGAUCCGUAGAAGCCUUGCAACAUCGAGGCCCUCAGUUUUCGUCGAGCCCACCGCCUCUGUUCCCGUCCAACAUCCAAUCCCUGCUCGCAGUCCAACCCCUACCGCGGCUCUCAUCCUAGCUAGCGCUCAGGCUCCACCAGCUGUCGUCUCCACGCCACCUUCUGACCCAGUCGCUGCACGUUCAAUCCUGGCCUACACACGUUCUCGCAUUCAAGCACAUCCAGUCCCCAUCCGGAUCACGCAGAUUCUCAACCCUACUCCGGCUCCUAUCUCAGCUCCUACUUCAUCACCUAGUAUCCCGAUCUGUCCCUCAAUACCUAUCCCCUCUCGUCCUCCAUUUGACAUAUCGAUCCCGAUCACAACAUACGUACCCACGCAUCUCGCUUGGAAUGAACUUCCCGAAUCCGAGCAAGCCCGUUUGUCUGCUCAGUACGACGAUACAAUCAAUCGAGUGUGGACGGUAUACCGCCUCUUCCGUGGGGCUGGUUUCGAUAACUACGCUCGAGCACUGGGGUUAGCGGCCUGUGAUGUACCCGACGGUAGAGUGAAGGGGAUUACGCUGAGGACAUACCCAGAGCUUGCAGACAUCAUGAUCAAAUUUCGCGUAGAUCACAACCUCUAUGAGUUUUGUCAUCAUCCUGCAUUCCAAAAUGUGUUAGAUGCACCAAUCGACGAAGCCAUGUCCAAAGUAGAAUCCCUGUUCACCCCGUCAUCAAUUCUGCAUCCUUCGUCUCACCGACCGCCAAUCUCACUGAUUCCCACCGGUUCACUCGCUAUUGAUUCCCUUGCGCAUCCUUACUUCUGGGACCGCGAUCGCGUACGGCGUAGCUUUGUGGAACGAAGACCUCAGAAUGAUGUGGCUCCCCUUCCGCGGACUCCAGAGCUCGUGCUCGGGAUCAGCGCAUACUGGGGUCUAUACUUCGCAUAUUCGCCAAACAAGACAGCAGAGGAAGCUCGUAAGAGCAAGCUUUCCCAGGAUUUGAUCCUGGCGAUUGAAGACCUUUCUACCGUUGUGGACGCUGCGUCUCACAGCCCUGAAGCCACAUCGUGCCGCGCCGCUAUGGCCGAACGCUGCUUCUAUGCUCUCUACUUAAGUCGCGUUGUCGUUCUCUCAAGGUUCUUGGAUUGUCUCCCUCGAGAUUUACAUGUGCGGUACGCGCGUGCGGAAUGGGCUUCAUUUCAGCAUAGCCCGCCAUGCACUAUAGAGGGCGAUGACAUAUUCUCAGUAGUUUAUCGGCACAUAAUGAGGGCCCAAUGUUCCACUGUCGAUUUGAAGCGGACGGCUGAAGCUCGCUUUGACUCCCUGCAUUGGAAGAAUCAACAACACUUUGAUGACGAAUACGGCACCCUACCAUUCUAUAUUGUGGUCGAUGAGAUUGAAGCAGCCGUUCCUCAAACCAUAUCGAGUGGUCGCCGUCCGGCCUGCUCUCGUCUUGGCAUCAACACACUGUUCUAUGGAUUUGAUCAACCUCCGUGA
Messenger RNA from Stereum hirsutum FP-91666 SS1, 1896 nucleotides. RefSeq lists its product as uncharacterized. Bases 1 to 1896 code for a protein of 631 amino acids. NCBI's taxonomy places the organism in Eukaryota, Fungi, Basidiomycota, Agaricomycetes, Russulales, Stereaceae. The record is from RefSeq and is a predicted model, not a curated record. The transcript has 3 exons.